ACUGAAUAGGAGACCCGCGAGCUUCAACCUCUCCACGACCUUUUUUAGACUUCCCCGUUCUCAUUUACUGCUUAUAAAUAUGCACAGCCCUUGCUUUCUAUGAAAAGUAACCCAACCUCUCUCUUUCCCUUCAACACGCCGAUAGCUGACCAAGACCCAGAGGAAGAAGAAGAAGAUGGGCUUACAGAGCCACCUCAACGACGUAUCCUCUGAUUCAAUCCCGUUGUUGUUGCUAGCUGUCGUUGCUAAAUUCGUCGAUCACCUCCGCUCUUUACUUUUCGCCCUCUUCCACUCCUUGGGUCUUUCGCGUUUCGGCCCUUCCCAUGCCGUAGUCGAUGAUGGCCUCGUGGGCUCUGGACUCGCUGGCCUCAUCGUCCUCGCCGAGCAGCUUAAUCUCAACCGCGUUUUCUCUUACAGGUACUGCUGUGGAGGCGGAGAUGAUUUUAAUAGUGCCAAUAAGGGGGGAUCGGAUUGUGUGGUGUGCUUGUCCACCUUAAGAGAUGGGGACCAGGUAAGGAAGCUUGAUUGUUGCCAUGUUUUUCACAAGGAAUGCUUUGAUGGCUGGCUUGAUCAUCUCAAUUUCAACUGUCCUCUAUGCCGGUCGCCGCUGGUAUCUGAUGAGCGCGUCGAUUUCACACGGAAACGCGUGGGUGAGGAUUUAAUGGAUUGGUUUUCUAUGAGAUAAAGCUGCGAACGGGUCAUGAUGUUUAUUGCAUGUCGAUCGGCGGAUGUUGAUGAGAUGAGGUAUGAUCAGCCGAUCAACGGUGGUUGAAGGCAGUUUCUUUUUCCACUUUUCGCUUUUGAAUUUUCUUUUUUCUUCUUUUUGAGAGCUCUUACCUUAUGGCUACGGGUUCUUUUUCUUCUCUCCCCCGUUUUUUUUUUUUUGGUUAAUUUUUUUUCAGUGCUGUAAAUUUUUUAGAUUUUAGUGAUUGUUGCGAGAGGGUCUUGUACAAAAGCUUUUACUUAUUGGAGAGUUUUUUUUUUUUUUUUUU
Molecule: messenger RNA, 992 nt
Organism: Manihot esculenta (cassava)
Lineage: Eukaryota; Viridiplantae; Streptophyta; Magnoliopsida; Malpighiales; Euphorbiaceae
Product: E3 ubiquitin-protein ligase RHA2A
Exons: 1
Coding region: 176-685 (169 amino acids)
Biological process (GO): protein ubiquitination
Molecular function (GO): ubiquitin protein ligase activity
Source: RefSeq, a predicted model, not a curated record